Uloborus diversus is the source of this 3301-nucleotide messenger RNA. RefSeq names its product polyubiquitin-C. The record is from RefSeq and is a predicted model, not a curated record. The coding region runs from base 216 to 3185 and encodes 989 amino acids. Gene Ontology annotation, cellular component: cytoplasm; nucleus. NCBI's taxonomy places the organism in Eukaryota, Metazoa, Arthropoda, Arachnida, Araneae, Uloboridae. Gene Ontology annotation, molecular function: protein tag activity; ubiquitin protein ligase binding. Gene Ontology annotation, biological process: modification-dependent protein catabolic process; protein ubiquitination. The transcript is spliced from 4 exons.
AUCGCGUCAACAGAGGCGUAGGUUAGCUUCCCGAGCCCCAUGACGUCAGAGUAUCUAGAAGUUUACACGCAAUUCUGGAACAGCAGCUGAUAUCUUUGACCAAUGAACGGUCGACAACUGUUAGCUAGUCAAAUACGUCAGAUUGCAGUAUAAAAAUCGAAUUUCGCCAUUUCGUGCUAAAUUACAGGCGUUGAUAGCAUUUGGAAAAGGUCAAAAUGCAGAUCUUUGUGAAAACUCUGACUGGUAAAACCAUCACUUUGGAAGUUGAGCCAAGUGAUACUAUUGAAAAUGUUAAAGCCAAAAUUCAAGACAAGGAAGGAAUUCCUCCUGAUCAGCAGAGAUUGAUUUUUGCAGGAAAGCAACUGGAAGAUGGAAGAACCCUUUCAGAUUACAACAUCCAGAAAGAAUCCACCUUACAUUUAGUAUUGAGAUUGAGAGGUGGAAUGCAGAUCUUUGUGAAAACUCUAACUGGGAAAACAAUAACUCUUGAAGUAGAGCCUAGUGACACUAUUGAAAAUGUGAAAGCAAAAAUUCAGGAUAAAGAAGGAAUUCCGCCUGAUCAGCAACGUUUGAUUUUCGCAGGAAAACAACUUGAUGAUGGAAGAACCUUGUCUGAUUAUAACAUCCAGAAGGAAUCUACUCUCCAUUUAGUAUUACGUCUAAGAGGUGGAAUGCAAAUAUUCGUUAAGACUCUAACUGGUAAAACAAUUACAUUAGAGGUUGAACCAAGUGAUACCAUAGAAAAUGUAAAAGCCAAAAUUCAAGAUAAAGAAGGUAUCCCACCAGAUCAGCAGAGGUUGAUUUUUGCUGGCAAACAGCUUGAAGAUGGUCGCACACUGUCUGACUACAACAUUCAGAAAGAGUCGACUUUACAUUUGGUUUUGCGCUUAAGGGGAGGAAUGCAAAUCUUCGUGAAAACACUUACUGGAAAGACUAUUACCUUAGAAGUGGAGCCAAGUGAUACAAUUGAAAACGUAAAAGCUAAAAUUCAAGAUAAGGAAGGAAUCCCACCAGAUCAACAAAGAUUAAUAUUUGCAGGUAAGCAGCUUGAAGAUGGGCGAACUCUGUCAGACUAUAACAUUCAAAAAGAAUCUACUUUGCAUCUUGUAUUAAGGUUGCGUGGUGGUAUGCAGAUUUUUGUGAAAACUUUAACAGGGAAGACAAUAACUCUUGAAGUUGAGCCAAGCGAUACAAUAGAAAAUGUGAAAGCUAAGAUUCAAGAUAAAGAAGGCAUUCCUCCUGAUCAACAGAGAUUAAUUUUUGCUGGAAAACAGCUGGAAGAUGGCCGCACAUUAUCAGAUUACAACAUCCAAAAAGAAUCAACUUUGCAUCUUGUGCUUAGGCUGAGAGGUGGAAUGCAAAUUUUUGUUAAGACUCUUACUGGGAAAACAAUAACACUUGAAGUAGAACCAAGCGAUACAAUUGAAAAUGUAAAAGCUAAAAUACAAGAUAAAGAAGGUAUCCCUCCUGAUCAGCAGAGAUUAAUUUUUGCUGGGAAGCAAUUAGAAGAUGGUCGCACGUUAUCAGAUUAUAAUAUCCAAAAAGAAUCAACAUUGCAUCUUGUAUUAAGACUUAGAGGUGGUAUGCAAAUAUUUGUGAAAACUCUUACUGGCAAGACCAUAACUCUUGAAGUGGAACCCAGUGAUACAAUAGAGAAUGUAAAAGCCAAGAUUCAAGAUAAAGAAGGCAUUCCCCCAGAUCAACAGCGACUUAUUUUUGCAGGUAAACAACUUGAAGAUGGGAGGACUCUUUCAGAUUAUAAUAUUCAAAAAGAAUCAACCUUGCAUCUUGUGUUAAGACUUCGAGGAGGUAUGCAAAUUUUUGUGAAAACUCUUACUGGUAAAACCAUAACACUUGAAGUUGAACCAAGUGAUACCAUUGAAAAUGUAAAAGCAAAAAUUCAAGAUAAAGAAGGCAUUCCUCCUGAUCAACAACGUCUGAUUUUUGCUGGCAAACAACUUGAAGAUGGACGUACGCUUUCGGACUACAAUAUUCAAAAAGAAUCCACUUUACAUCUUGUGUUGAGACUGCGAGGUGGAAUGCAAAUUUUUGUAAAAACUUUGACUGGGAAAACCAUAACCUUAGAAGUUGAGCCUAGUGAUACAAUAGAGAAUGUAAAAGCAAAAAUUCAAGACAAAGAAGGUAUACCUCCUGAUCAACAGCGUCUCAUCUUUGCUGGUAAGCAACUAGAAGAUGGUCGUACAUUAUCAGACUAUAAUAUUCAAAAAGAAUCUACUCUGCACUUAGUAUUGAGAUUAAGGGGAGGAAUGCAAAUUUUUGUUAAAACUUUAACUGGGAAGACCAUUACUUUGGAAGUUGAGCCCAGUGACACUAUCGAAAACGUGAAAGCGAAAAUUCAAGAUAAAGAAGGUAUUCCUCCAGAUCAGCAGAGGUUAAUAUUUGCUGGAAAACAGCUAGAAGAUGGUCGCACUUUGUCAGAUUAUAACAUUCAGAAAGAAUCGACCUUGCACUUAGUUCUAAGGUUACGAGGAGGUAUGCAAAUAUUUGUUAAGACUUUAACUGGCAAAACCAUUACUCUGGAAGUUGAACCAAGUGACACAAUUGAGAAUGUGAAAGCUAAAAUUCAGGACAAAGAAGGCAUUCCACCUGAUCAACAAAGGCUCAUCUUUGCUGGCAAACAAUUGGAAGAUGGGCGUACUUUGUCGGAUUACAACAUACAGAAAGAGUCGACACUUCAUCUUGUGCUUAGGUUGAGAGGAGGGAUGCAAAUUUUUGUGAAGACUUUGACAGGCAAGACGAUUACAUUGGAGGUGGAACCAAGUGAUACCAUAGAGAAUGUGAAGGCUAAAAUUCAGGACAAAGAAGGAAUACCUCCCGAUCAACAAAGGCUGAUAUUUGCAGGAAAGCAGUUAGAAGAUGGAAGAACUUUGUCAGAUUAUAAUAUUCAGAAAGAGUCCACUUUGCAUUUGGUCUUACGUUUAAGAGGAGGAAUGCAGAUCUUCGUAAAAACUCUAACAGGCAAAACGAUAACUCUCGAGGUUGAGCCCAGUGACACAAUCGAAAAUGUUAAAGCAAAAAUCCAGGACAAAGAAGGAAUACCUCCAGAUCAGCAAAGGCUUAUAUUUGCUGGGAAACAACUUGAAGAUGGUAGAACCUUGUCGGAUUAUAAUAUUCAGAAAGAAUCAACCCUGCAUCUUGUCCUGAGACUUAGAGGAGGAAAUUAAGUUUCAUUUUUCAGCUGUGAACUUUGAUUUUAAGUGCUAUGUAAACGGAACAAAAUUUUUCCACUUGUUUUGAUCUUUAUAUUUUUAGAAGAUUUAAUAAACAAUUGAUUCAGGCA